This is a messenger RNA of Penicillium samsonianum, 1311 nucleotides long. RefSeq names its product lactate 2-monooxygenase. Bases 1 to 1311 code for a protein of 436 amino acids. The transcript has a single exon. The record is from RefSeq and is a predicted model, not a curated record. Lineage: Eukaryota; Fungi; Ascomycota; Eurotiomycetes; Eurotiales; Aspergillaceae. Gene Ontology annotation, molecular function: FMN binding; oxidoreductase activity.
AUGUCAUCUCAAUCUCAACAGGGCAGCAAAUUGGAUAUUAGCUCGAUUACCCACCCUUUAGCCUCAUUUACGUACGAAAAUGAGGUGUACCAGGCCGGUCUUAAAGGCCAGAGGCCGUCGAUAACCUUCGACUGUCUCGAGUGGGAAACCCUAGUCAAAGAUCGGCUCUCAGCAGAUUCCUACGGAUAUGUCUGGGGAUCCGCCGGAACUCGCGAAACAGACGACAAUAACAAGAAAGCCUUCAAAAGAUGGGGGAUCGUGUCGUCACGAUUGGUCAAGAGCGGCUUCCCAGACCUCAAAACGACGCUUUUUGGCGAGACGUUCGAUUAUCCGAUCGCCAUGGCACCGGUGGGUGUGCAGCGGAUUUUCCACCCGGACGGGGAGACGGCGUCAGCGAAGGCUGCCGAGCAGGAACAUGUCACCUAUAUUCUCAGCACCGCAUCCGCGACGAGCAUCGAGGAUGUCGCCAAGGCUAAUGGGAAUGGGUCUCGUUGGUAUCAACUAUAUUGGCCUCUGAAUGAGAAUAAUGAUAUCACAGUGAGCCUGUUGUCAAGAGCGAAGGCAGCGGGUUACAAGGUUUUGGUUGUCACCUUGGAUACGUACAUUCUUGGAUGGCGUCCCAGCGAUCUGAACAAUGCAUUCAACCCUUUCAUCCGUGCAGACGAUAUCGGUGUAGCACUGGGAUUUUCUGAUCCUGUAUACCGCCACCAGUUUCAAGAAAAGCAUGGGAAACCCAUUGAGGAGGACGUCCAGACUGCGGCCACAGAGUGGGCGCAUACCGUAUUCCCCGGUGUGAGUCACGGCUGGGAAGAUCUCAAAUUCCUCCAGGAACAUUGGGACGGUCCAAUUGUUUUGAAAGGAAUCCAGACGGUGGCGGAUGCGAAGAGAGCUGUGGAUUAUGGGAUUCAGGGAAUUGUUGUCUCUAACCAUGGCGGACGACAACAGGAUGGAUGUAUUGCGUCUUUGGAUGUUUUGCCGGAGAUUGUAGAUGCUGUGGGAGAUGAUUUAGAGAUUAUCUUUGACUCGGGUGUUCGCUGCGGUGCUGAUAUCGUCAAGGCGUUAGCACUUGGUGCAAAAAUGGUCCUUAUUGGUCUUCCAUACAUCUAUGGGUUGGCCCUUCAAGGUGAGCACGGAGUAAGCCAUGUGCUGAAGAGCCUCCUAGGAGAUUUCAAUCUGAAUCUCCACCUGUCGGGAAUCACCUCAGUGUCUCCUGAGCAUCUUAACCGAUCGGUAUUGCGUCGGACAGAAACUGAAAAUUCGACGACUAGGCGAUAUGUUGAAAACUGCUUUUAUACAAUUCGAAUAUAUUAA